Octopus sinensis (East Asian common octopus) is the source of this 2840-nucleotide messenger RNA. Its product is annotated as LIM/homeobox protein Lhx9-like. The transcript has 4 exons. Gene Ontology annotation, biological process: neuron differentiation; regulation of transcription by RNA polymerase II. Gene Ontology annotation, molecular function: DNA-binding transcription factor activity, RNA polymerase II-specific; RNA polymerase II transcription regulatory region sequence-specific DNA binding. NCBI's taxonomy places the organism in Eukaryota, Metazoa, Mollusca, Cephalopoda, Octopoda, Octopodidae. The coding region runs from base 38 to 1561 and encodes 507 amino acids. The record is from RefSeq and is a predicted model, not a curated record. Gene Ontology annotation, cellular component: nucleus.
UACCAAGUCGCCGAAUUCUGAUCAGCAGGUAGCAUUGAUGGAUAUGAAACAUCCGACGAUGACCUCGACCAGUUCAGAGUGGCCAUUUGGUCCCGAAGUAGAUUAUUCCUGCCGUCCUUCUAACUACAGUGGUGGGUUUAUUGUCCAUUUGCAGGGCAACACGGCCCCUCCAAUGGUUACUGCUGUGGAACUCAGUGAAAUCGCCAUUCCCGAUAUGCUCAACUCAGUGAAUCAAGGAAACGACAACCGCAGCAGCCGUCUCAUCGGAAACAGCAACAACAGCAGCAAUGGUGGAAGCAACAGCAGCAAUGCCAGCAACACUCCCAACGCCGCAAACAACUGCAAUAAUAAUGUCAGCAAUAACAUGAACGGUAAUAGCAACAUCAGCAUCACAAAUGGUAACAACGGCAGCAAUACAACCACUAAUAACAUCCAUCACCAUCAUACAGCACAAUUGCAUCAUCAUCACCAUCAUCAUCAUCACACUCAGCCACAUCAACAUCAUUUACAUCCUCAUCAACUACCACCACAUCAUCAAAAUUCCGUCAUUCAAGAUGAACAUAAGCCUUUUGUUUGCGCUGGCUGUGGGGAUCUGAUCACAGAGCGCUACUAUUUAAAUGUGGCCAACAAUGCUUGGCACUUUAACUGCUUGAAAUGUUACGAGUGCAAGUCUACGCUAGACACGGAACGGUCAUGCUACGAACGGAUGGGUAACUACUAUUGUAAAGAGGAUUAUCAAAGGUUAUUUAACACUCAACGAUGUGCAAGAUGCGGGAUGGGUAUUCAGUCAACAGACUUGGUGAUGCGAGCCAAAAACCACAUCUAUCAUGUAUCGUGUUUUACUUGUUUCACCUGCAACAAAGCGUUGCAGGCGGGGGACACAUUUGGACUUCGAGAACAUUUUGUAUACUGCCAGGUCCAUUACGAGGAUUCCUAUCAGUCGGAGUACAUUUCUUUGUCUCCAGACAUGAACGCAAAUCAAGCCCCUUACUAUAAUGGGGUAGGGACCUUACAAAAAGGAAGGCCUCGGAAACGACGCAGCCCCAACUUGAAUUCCGAAGAGUUUGCACAAAAUAUGGGACUUGGUCACGAUGGACUCGAUCGAUCCACAGACCAUCUGGAUAGAGACACAUACCAGAAUGCACCGCGGCAAAAACGGAUGAGAACUUCGUUCAAGCAUCACCAGCUGAGAGCUCUUAAGUCAUAUUUUGCAGUCAACCAUAAUCCAGAUGCAAAGGAUUUAAAGCAUCUGGCACAGAAAACAAAUCUUACAAAACGUGUUUUACAGGUUUGGUUCCAAAAUGCAAGAGCGAAGUAUCGAAGAAAUUGUCAAAAGCAAGACCAAGAUAGAGUCCCAGGAAAUGGUCAGUCAGGACUCACACCCUCUAACCAAAGUAGCGAAAAUGGAAGCAACUCGGAAAUCCAGACAGUUGGAGAUUUAUCAAACGAACGAUCGCCUGGUUUAUCCGAUAUUAGCUCAACUCCAUCUUUACAAGGAAGUUGCCUCGAUUCAGAUCAGUCAAACAGCCUUUCUGAUUUCCUGUCGGGAAAUUUUGCAUAAAGAGGGUAUUAUUGAAAGAAAAUUAAGUACAUACACACUUUAUAAAGACUACGCACUCCAGAUGGUGUACUCAAGUACCUAUUGUGUACUUCUGACAAAAAGUUUGCAAUUCAAUGAGCAAUUGCAAAUUAAAUUAACAAGGAGAAAAUAUAAGAAUUAUAAACCCAAUAUAUGUACGCUAUAUAUAUAUAUAUAUGUAUACACGCUUACAUACAUAAUACAUAUAUAUAUAUAUAUAUGUAUAUGUAUAUAUAUAUACACACACACAAACAUAAUGAAGCACUAAUGAUGCUAAAGUAAUUAUGACAAUAACAAUGAUAACGUUGACGAUGAUGAUGAUGAUGAUGAUGAUGAUGAUGAUGAUGAUGGGGAUGAUAAUGAUGUCGAUGUUGAUGAUGAUGAGGUUGUUGAUAAUAAAUGAUAAUAAAAGUAAUUAUGGCGAUGACGAUGAUGAAAAUAACGUUGGCGAUAAUGACAACGUUGAUGACGGCAAAGAUGAUGAUCUUGGUGAGGAUGGUGAUGAUGAUGAUGAUGAUGAUGAUGAUGAUGAUGAUGAUAAGGAGGAGGAGGAAGAGAAAAUGGAAAACGAUCAAGAUAAUAAUAUAGCAAUUACACAAAGUUAAAAGUUGUUACUCACACACACAGGCACACACAUAUACACACAUGUAGAACUUACUAGAAGUGAUGUACAACUUUAUAUAUUAAGAAAAAGGAGAUUGUUCAAAAUUUUGACUACCACUUUUUCCUUAAUAUAUACAUACAUACAUACAUACAUACAUGCGCAUAUAUAUAUAUAUAUAUAUAUAUAUUAUAUAUAUAUAUAUUAUAUAUAUAUAUACAUAUAUAUAUAUAUAAUAUAUAUAUAUAUAUAUCUAUAUAUAUAUAUAUAUAUAUAUAUAUAUAUAUACUUGAAUGUAUAUAUGUAUGUAUUUAUGUACAGUUGAUGCAUAAGUUGGCAGAUUAGCAUAUAAGUUCCCUCUGCACAUUCUUAAUACUAGAAAGAAAUGCAAUAUAAGAUACAGAUAUUGUUAAAAUUAAGAAAACAAAUACAUUAACAAACCAAAAUAGACACAGAUUACCAAGGAAGACCAUUAUCAUGUUUGAUACAUCAGCAGUAUACAUAUACUAAAAGCUGCAACAAGACAUACUUGAAACUAGAGUGAAACAAACCUCAAACUGUAAACAGACUAUUUUAUUAUGAACAAAAACUAGAUAUAAAUAAGGUAACACAGUGGCUUUGUAUGAAAAGAAAUGUAAAAAAAAUAAAAAUAAAAAUAAA